Molecule: messenger RNA, 1431 nt
Organism: Hibiscus syriacus
Lineage: Eukaryota; Viridiplantae; Streptophyta; Magnoliopsida; Malvales; Malvaceae
Product: probable receptor-like protein kinase At5g20050
Exons: 1
Coding region: 88-1431 (447 amino acids)
Biological process (GO): protein phosphorylation
Molecular function (GO): protein kinase activity; ATP binding
Source: RefSeq, a predicted model, not a curated record
ACAAAUGAAUGCUCAAUUUCUUGCUCUCAUAUCAACAUGAACAACAAAUGAAAACCAGACAAUUAGUAGCACAUCGAUGAAGUUCUAAUGGAGGACAAGACAGCAAGUAUAAGAGCAGUUGUGAUAAUCACGGGCCUCAUCGUCGUUAUCAUCGUUGCUCGUUUAUCGUUGAAACUUUCCAGGGCUUUCUUCCUCAUUGCAGGGGCGGAUAUCGCGCUAAUCCUUGCAGUAUUCGUAUGUCUUGUGAUCCGAGAGUGUUACAAUCGCAGGCGAAAGUUGUUAGAGAAACGAUUGGUAUCCGAAGGUCGAGAGCUUCGAGUUGAGUACAGUUUUCUCCGAAAAGUUGCCGGAGUUCCAAUAAAGUUUAGGCUCAAGGAGCUUGAGGAUGCAACAGAUAAUUUCCGAGCACUGUUAGGCCAAGGUGGAUCGGCUUCGGUAUUCAAAGGUAUACUUAGCGACCGCACUUCAAUAGCGGUGAAGCGAAUCGAUGGAGAGGAGCAUGGAGAAAAGGAGUUUAGAUCAGAAGUUGCGGCGAUUGCGAGUGUACAACAUGUAAACCUUGUGCGUCUUGUAGGGUACUGUUGUCUUCCUAGAGGGCCUAGGUACCUUGUAUAUGAAUUCAUCCCGAAUGGUUCAUUGGACCAUUGGAUAUUCCCCGGAAACCGAACGAAAAACCACCCCAGAGGUUGCUUGUCAUUCGAUUUGAGGUAUAGGAUUGCCAUUGAUGUGGCCAAGGCACUUUCUUACAUCCAUCACGAUUGCCGGUCGAAAAUAUUACACCUUGAUCUGAAGCCCGAAAAUAUACUUCUGGACGAGAACUAUAGAGCGAUCGUGGCGGAUUUCGGUCUUUCAAAGCUAAUGGGGAAAGACGAGAGCCGAGUUAUUACCACAAUCAGGGGUACUAAAGGUUAUUUGGCCCCGGAAUGGCUCUUGGAGCUCGGUGUUUCGGAGAAAUGUGAUGUCUAUAGCUAUGGGAUGGUGCUUUUGGAGAUGAUUGGCGGCCAAAGGAAUGUUACUGUGAUUGAAAAUGGAAGUAAUAAAUCCCAAAGGAAAUGGCAGUAUUUUCCUAAGAUUGUGAGGGACAAACUUAGGGAAGGGAAAGUAAUAGAAGCCGUUGAUCGUAGGCUAGUUGGAGUGGGAGCUGUUGAUGAGAGGCAAGUUAAAAGAAUGGUUAAUGUAGCUUUGUGGUGCAUACAAGAGAAACCGGGACUAAGGCCUAGCAUGGCACAUGUGGUCGAGAUGCUCAAAGGGCGUGUGCCGGUGGAGGAACCACCCGAUACGCAAAUGAUUGUCGUCGAUUUGUUGUCGAUAGAUGGCGAGGAGUCCGGUCUUCAACUGGGGCCAAAAAUUGCUGCAAUGGGAUUGGAUUGCUGCGACAUCCCCAGCUCAUCUUCAUCUUCAUUUGCAAUGUCUAUGUUAUCAGGACGGUAG